This is a messenger RNA of Beta vulgaris subsp. vulgaris (sugar beet), 871 nucleotides long. RefSeq lists its product as uncharacterized. NCBI's taxonomy places the organism in Eukaryota, Viridiplantae, Streptophyta, Magnoliopsida, Caryophyllales, Amaranthaceae. Bases 87 to 593 code for a protein of 168 amino acids. Gene Ontology annotation, molecular function: calcium ion binding. The record is from RefSeq and is a predicted model, not a curated record. The transcript has 10 exons.
GGACAAAAAAAAAAAGUCCUAUUUAUAUUUUGCUAAUUUUGUUGUGUUUUGCUUCUCCACCUUCUUCUUUCUUCCUUGUUUUUGUAAUGGACUUAGCGAUCCUCAGAGACUGGUUCGACCGAGUUGACUCGGCCCGAACUGGAAACAUCACUGCAUCACAGCUCAAGAAUGCACUUGCUGUCGGAAACCUGGAUCUCCCACUUUCUGUUGUUCAGCAAAUGAUAAGGAUGUAUGAUUUUGAUAGGAAUGGAACAAUGAGCUUUGAAGAAUUUGUUGCCCUCAAUCAGUUUCUUUUAAAGAUUCAACAAGCUUUCGCGGAUUUAGAAAGGGAACGUGGAUUUCUUCUCCAUGACGAGGUUAAUGGGGCACUAGUGAAGCUUGGAUUCUCACUUGAUUCACCAGCCUUUUUCACAGCAUGUGAGAGCUUUGAUCAAAAGAAAAAUGGGAAGUUCCGGUUGGAUGAUUUCAUAUCUUUGUGCGUAUUUCUACAAUCUGCUCGCAAUCUUUUCAACUCCUUUGAUACGAGUAAGCAAGGCAGAGUGACUCUUGAUCUGAACCAAUUCAUUUACUGUACUGCAAAUUGUAGAAUAUGAGAUUUUAAUCAGAUACAUAAGCUCAGUGCAGCAGCGCUUGCCCUGAAAGAUCAUGGAGAAGCUAUUAAAUUCUAUAGCUAAUGUACAUCAAACUAGCAGUAAUUAAAAUUGAUGUUAGUGUAAUUUAGAAAUGGGACAGAUGAUUUAUUUUGUUGUAUCAAAUAUCGAUAGUUGCCUCAUUAUUGUAAUUUCGUACUUCUCCCUCAGUCCCUCUUAUGUACAUAAAACCAGCAGCAAUUGAAUGUAAUAUUGAGUGGACCACAAGCCACAUAUUCGCA